UGUUAAGCAUUGCCAAGCUUCUAUCGAGGUCGACUGAAGUUUGCUAUUGUACCGAGUCUUCGCUGUCAGCAUCCAAAGUCCAUAUCAAUACAGAUCAAUAAAUAUGCCACAUGCUGCGACGCCGCCGCCCUCAACCCCUCUGUACGUCAACGAUGGUUUGCUAAGCCCGGGACAAGUUGGCCACCUACGACCUUCGUCUCCGGGUGAUCCUCUUGAUGAGUUGCGAGAACGAUACCGAAAUGAUGGUUAUCUUCUCCUGAAAGGCCUGCUACCUCGCGACGAUGUUCUGAAGGCCAGGGAGGCGUAUUUCGCUCUUCUAGCCCCCAGCGGUGUUCUUUCGCCAGGCACGCGCCCAGUUGAGGGUAUAUUUGAUGGUACGAAGGACAAAUUGGAUUAUCCAGGCAUGUCAAGCUCGAGAAAUUUUGACACAUAUCGCAGAGGCGCCGGUUCCACCGACGCGAACGGCCGUCCACGCGGGGGUCUCUUCGUCGACCUCGCACUGCAAGCCCACGGCGAACCCUGGUACAAAGACGAAUUUUGCAAACACCCCGCGCUGCACUCGUUCGUCGCCAAAUUCACAGGAUGGGGCGACAGCACCCUCGGGCUCACCCGAUCCCUGCUUCGAAACAACACGCCGCACAACAAAGCUAUCGGCGUGCACUACGACCAGAUCUUCCUGCGCCACGGCGAAGACACCAGCAUGACCGCGUGGGUCCCCAUGGGCAAUGUCGCGCUAGACGGUGGCGGCCUGAUCUACAUGGAGAAGGGCCACGAGCUCGGGCGGGAAAUCGAGAAGGACUUCUACGACCGCGCCCGGAGGACCGGGUUAUCCGACGCGGAGGCAAAGGACGCUUUCAACCAGAACAUGAUGAGCGGCGGACUGCUGGCCGACGGACCGAAGGAAUUCGGUGAGGCGCAUGGGAGGAGAUGGCUGGUAACGGAGUAUGAGGCCGGCGACGUGGUGCUACAUACGCCUUACACGAUCCACGCAUCGACGAUUAAUAAGGAUCCGCGAAACGUCAUCCGCCUUGGCACGGACUUGAGAUUUGUCGACUCAUCUAGGCCGUACGACACGCGAUGGAAAAAUGUGUAUACGUUUGGGGAUGGAGUAUGAGUGCGGAUAGCUGGAGUUGCUUUAAAUAUAAGAUGUGCCCAGGUCAGGAACGUCAGGAGAUGGAAGGAAAAAAAGAAGUGGAAAUACUGUAGCCUAGGGGCACGGUAAUCUUCAUUAGUCCACUGCCCACCCGAAUAGGCAUGCAGCUGGGGACAAUGCAUCGACACGUUUUGCUUCCCAGCAAUGUAGAAAGAUCGCAUUAACUAUUUCGUACAUGAUUGGCCCCUUAUUACGAGAAAGAAUCUCACACACAAAGCUUGACCGCGGCCCACCGAUCUGCUGCCACCGUGCUACCGCGCCAUAAGCGCUAAGUGAGAUAUUCCAUUAAGCUUGGACUUCUUUCCCCGGAGAAGGAUCCACGGAUGCGAGCCACGACCCCUUGCGUCGGGUUGGUCGGGUCGGUCGGAAUAAAAGUCUGGGGUUGUUAUAUC
Hypoxylon fragiforme is the source of this 1545-nucleotide messenger RNA. RefSeq lists its product as uncharacterized. The record is from RefSeq and is a predicted model, not a curated record. The coding region runs from base 104 to 1114 and encodes 336 amino acids. NCBI's taxonomy places the organism in Eukaryota, Fungi, Ascomycota, Sordariomycetes, Xylariales, Hypoxylaceae. The transcript is spliced from 4 exons.